GGCGGCUCUAGUCGCACGCGUGCGAGAGAGACGAUCACGACACGGCGCGCGGUACUCCCGCGAUCAACGGCAAAAUAGAAAGAACGAACGUACGCGAAUCAUCACAUAAGUAUAUAUGCCAAGCUUCAUGGUUUUCCACCGCGAUCACCUUUUUGCUCACUGUCUGUGAAUUCGUGUGAACAUUCCGCCUAUAGAGAGGAGCCAAGGAUAAGAGGAAGAAGAAGAAGAUUUCGUUGACCAAAGGGAGAGACAUAGGAGAUACGUUCGUCCUGCUCUCAGCUUGCAACCAGGGAGAGAAAGGACAACGAACUCCGAAGACUCGUUCCCUGGGACCCUAAAACGAAACUGGUCCUCGGGUGAUUGGUAGUUGAGACACGAAGCACAAGACUAGAGGGAGAAUUGAAUUUCAUAUAAGGGUGAUCGGCGGUCAGUUUCUUGUGGAAUAUACGUGCGCCAGCCUGACACGGGAUCACCAGCCAGAUUCACGGGAGUGGUGGUAACCGCGGGAGAAAGAACGGAGAGUGUGGCUCCUAGGUGCGGAUUUUCUUUUAGAGACCUAGGAGAUCGACCUUCGAGCUUCUCUCGAAGAGUGUGCGGGCUAUUAUCUCGAAGUGGUUGCGAUUGAACGGAAGGGAGAGACAACGUCCUGGAACAUGUCUGGGAUCAGGAUCAACGUGGAAGAGGCCUCCAACGAUGGAAACGAGGAUCUCGUACGAGACAUCGAGGCGACGGCGGCUACGACGGCGGUAGCGGGCAGCCCGCUUUCCUGGCACAUCCCAAGGCCGUCCUUGGUUGGACGCAGCGAGAGGGACAGCGAGAAUGGUAGCUGGGCUCAUCAUCUGCACCCAAACUCGCCGUCCAGAGGAUCCACCUCGUCACAGGGAUCCACCGCCAGUACACACAGUGCCGCAUCGGGCACGUUGUUAUUGACAGCCGCGAACCUGGCAAAUCUCGCAGCGAUUCAUCCGCCCACGGUGACGGCGCCGAAAGAGAUGGACACGGCGUCUGUGGCGAGCAGCACCCACUUCACCGUGGUGAACGGCCUGGGCAGACCGACGACCGUCUACAGGAAGUCCUGCUGCGCGAGAAACCAGCUCACCGUGCUCGUCUGCACGAUGAGCUUCCUAUUCAUGGUCGGCCUGCUUCUCGGGAUUCUCUACAUGGAAAUGAGAAUUCGCGACAAGUACCAUUAGGAGGAGAUCGAAUGGGAAUUUGCAGUCGAGUGAUCGUGGAUAAUUGACUGGAAGAUUAUAUAAACGACGAAACGGAAGAACGAGGAGGCGAA
Molecule: messenger RNA, 1285 nt
Organism: Habropoda laboriosa
Lineage: Eukaryota; Metazoa; Arthropoda; Insecta; Hymenoptera; Apidae
Exons: 4
Coding region: 654-1193 (179 amino acids)
Source: RefSeq, a predicted model, not a curated record